GAGGAAAAGGUAGUGACAAUUUUGAUCCGUCGACGUUACUUUCAUGGACUCAUCACACGUUUUUAUGCGGAUGCGCAUUCACCUCUAAGAAUGGCCACCAUUGUCGCAAACGGAGAGUAAAAGUCAUUUUACCGAAUAAAAAUCUUUGCCCAUUCACAUAAUAAACAUGGAGCUACCUCCAUCAAUUUUCGUAUCCCACACAGCGAUAAAGAGUAUGGCACAGCUGUUGGGAACUAAGCCUGUUUUAUCAACAGUACUGCCAGUUUUUAUCCGGGGAAAAUAUCAUCCAACAAGCAUCUCAGUGGAUUCAUCAAGCCCUUACUCGCCUCCUAAGCCACUGCAGAUUUUCACACCAUCCGAGCACGGCAUCUACCCCGUCAUCUUGUUCUUCCAUGGCUUCUACCUCUAUAACUACUUCUACACUGACCUCCUUCGGCACAUAUCUUCUCAUGGAUUCAUAAUUGUAGCUCCUCAGUUAUUCAAUAUUAUGCCUCCUAGUGGACCGGACGAGGUUGAAUCUGCAGCAAAAGUGGCAGAUUGGUUACCAUCGGGCCUGCCAUCCGUACUCCCUGGAAAUGUUGAAGCAAACCUAGUGAAGCUUGCUCUUGUAGGCCACAGCAGAGGUGGGAAAACAGCAUUUACACUAGCACUUGGACUUGCCAAUACUAACCAAAACUUCUCUGUUCUAGUCGGUAUUGACCCUGUUGCCGGCAAUUCAUUUUGCCAAAUUAAUCCCAAAAUCCUGACCUAUAUCCCUUGUUCUUUCAAUAUAUCAAUCCCCGUCACCGUCAUUGGUACCGGCCUAGGUCCUGAGUCCAAGGGCUGCAUGCCGAUGCCACCUUGUGCGCCUAAAGGAGUGAACCACGAGGAGUUUUUCAACGAGUGCAAGCCUCCAUGCGCUCAUUUUGUUGCCACAAACUAUGGCCACAUGGAUGUGUUAGAUGAUGAUCCAUCGGGACUUGUUGGGAGAUUUUCUGAUUGUAUGUGCGUAAAUGGUAAAGGUCCUAGAGAUCCCAUGAGGAGAUGCGUUGGUGGUAUCAUUGUUGCAUUUCUGAAUAAUUAUUUUGAAGGAGAGAAAGUGGAUUUCAUGACCAUCGCGAAUGAACCUUAUGUUUCUCCUGUGAAGCUUGAUCAAGUUAAGUUCAAUAUUGAAGGCUGUGACUAAAAAGAUCUUUUUUUUUAUUAUUGGUUAGUGGUUGCAAUCACAAAUAAAAAUGUCCAUUACACACUUCAUACAUAUCAUAAAUUAUAUCAAUAGAGGAAAACAAUAAAAAAA
Durio zibethinus is the source of this 1276-nucleotide messenger RNA. The record is from RefSeq and is a predicted model, not a curated record. Lineage: Eukaryota; Viridiplantae; Streptophyta; Magnoliopsida; Malvales; Malvaceae.